Messenger RNA from Bombina bombina (fire-bellied toad), 1733 nucleotides. Its product is annotated as DBIRD complex subunit ZNF326. Gene Ontology annotation, molecular function: DNA binding. Gene Ontology annotation, biological process: regulation of DNA-templated transcription elongation. The transcript has 10 exons. The record is from RefSeq and is a predicted model, not a curated record. Gene Ontology annotation, cellular component: nucleus; DBIRD complex. Bases 181 to 1524 code for a protein of 447 amino acids. NCBI's taxonomy places the organism in Eukaryota, Metazoa, Chordata, Amphibia, Anura, Bombinatoridae.
GUAGUCGACACGUAACGUCCGGUUGCUUGUGGUAAAGCGCGUGCGACGUUCUCUUGGUUUCCAUUAGGCCCCGGCUCUACCGAGAGUACAGAAGCAUCGUGCGGUGGUAGCGGCUGUUGUUGCUUUUGUCGUUAAGUAAAGGACGGUCUACUCUGUUUUCUGCAACGAGAACUCAUCGCUAUGGAUCACGACUACAGAAACCAAGCAUAUGAAGCAAGGGGUUCGGACAGCUUGGCAAGCCCGUCGUUUAUGAGGGAACGUGACAGUGAAAGGUCUGUCUCCUAUGAACCCAGACUUUCUCAGGGUGGGAGAGGGCCUUUUAGAUCUGGUUAUAGCGAACCUAAAGAAAGGGUCUUUGAAGAUUCUAUUGAGGAUCGAUAUGCAAACCUGUAUCGGGACAGAUUUCUCUCAGACGACAGAAAUGAGAAUGGAUCUAGCUGGAAACAAUUAUACGAAGCUGAACGAUUAGAAAGAUUAAGAGAGAGCCACUUCAACAGAUUGGCUUUACUCUAUCAGAAUGAUCCAUCAGCUGGCUUUCAGGGGAGAGGCAUGCAUGCUUAUGACAGUGGGAAUCGUGGUAGACGCAUUGCUUCUGCCAGGGGACAGCUGCGUGCCAGGGGACAGCAGCGUGCCAGGGGACAGCCACAAACAAGAGGACAGCUGCGCACCAGGGGACAGCUACAAACAAGAGGACAGCCGUACGCCAGAGGACAGCAACAAACAAGAGGACGUGGCAGAGGCAGAGGUGGCUUUGUUAAUACUAGAGGAGGAAAGAGAAAGAUUGGACAGACACCUGCAUCUCCUGGAAUGCCUAUGAAGAAAAGAAAGCAGACUACUCCUGGGGCAAGCCCAGCUGCCAAAAAAAAUCGGACAGCCAAUGACGAUGAAGUUAAAAAUGAACAGAAACGACGUCGGCGAGACAAGAACAUAGAGAAAAAUGGGACCAAUGAAUGGAAGCCUUACUUAUGUACACUUUGUAAAUUCCGAUCAUAUGACCAUAAGGCUAUUGAAGAACAUUUUGAGAGUGAUUCGCACAAGGAAAUGUUGGAUUACAUACAGAAGCAAGGUGUGCUUGAAAAAGCUGUGGUUGAAUUUCUGCAUGAAAAUUUGGUAAACAAGUACAGAAAAAUAGCAUCUUUUAAGACGCAGAGUGGGGUAGUUAAAGGACUUUCUGAACCAAAUUUACUGGAUGAUGCAGCCCCAGAUGAUCAUAUGGUGAAGUCUGAUACUGUGCACUGCAGUGCAUGUGAUGUAUAUAUUCCUGCUCUACAUUUUUCUGUUCAGCUGCAUCUAAAAUCUGUUGGGCAUAUAAGUAACAAAGAGACUUUGAAGGAACAAAUAAAAAAAAAUAGCGUUUUGACUGCUCAAAGAAUGAUGAGAAAUCCUGGUAUAAAAUCACGAUGUGAACAGUAUUUGAAGGGUGAAAAUCCAUUUGAAGAAAAGGAAACUGAGGCUGAUGAUCAGGUACCACAAGAAGAGAAAGAAAUAAAGGAAGCAGGAGUGGAAAAAAUGCAAGAAGCGUAAUGUGUUGCUCAUGUGGAAUAUUUUACUUCAGACCCCAUGGCUGCCUGAGACGGCUAACAAUUAUGCUAAGUUGUAAUUGAAUGUUUUUUUUAGAUCUCGUCUGGUGAACAUAUAGCAAUUCUGUUUUAAUUCAAGAUUCAGUUUUUCCUCAUUGUUAUAAAUGUGCAAUUUUACUUUGUUCUGCAUAAAAUAAAUUUUUCUGGUGCAUA